UUAAUUUGUGUGGAGAUAUUGCUUCUCGUCAUCUCUUUCACCACUUCCUGUUCAAUGCUCAUUUGGUCUAUCGUGCGGUGCCGUAACGAUCACACAAAUAUAGUCAAAGUCUGAAGGCACAGGACGAGAGCACGAUUCCUUCGGAUUCACAGACUCAACCAACUUUGCAUGAGAAAUCCGAAUGGCACCUUCUGUACAGCAGCCACUCGGCCAGCCAGUCGAGAUAGCUCCCGAUGCAAAUAAAGUCAACGAUCACCAAGAGCCACGCAAAGAAGUGACAAUUCUUGUUACUGGGUUUGGUCCAUUCCAGGAUAAAUUUCCCAUCAACCCAUCAUACGAAAUUGUGAAAAGGCUUCCCGAAGCACUCGCUGCAGCUUCACCUAAGCACGCAUCAGUGCGCAUAAUUCGUUAUGGGACGCCAAUAAGGGUGGCAUUCGAUGAGGUGCGCGAGCUUGUACCCCAACUGCACAACGACUAUGCUGGCACAGCAGAUGUCGUCCUACAUAUUGGCAUGGCUUCUGGUCGCAAGUUUUAUUGCAUAGAACGAUAUGCACAUCGUGAUGGGUAUACGAAGAAUAAAGACCUCGAUGGCAAAAUUCCCCCGGAAGACGAAGGCAGAACAGUAUUCGCAGACUGUCCCACGACAAUGACCACAUCAUUGCAUUACGAUAAUGUGCUCCUGAACUGGCAAAGCAACGUUCUUGACAUACCGGAGAACAAGCCAGGGUGUGGAUGCGAUCUGAAAGAAAGUCACGACGCUGGACAUUACCUCUGCGACUAUAUUUAUUUCAACAGUCUGGCAUUCACUGGUCGACGGAGUGGUGAUAUGGAAGCCGUCGGUAGUAUAUCGAGACCUGUGCUAUUCAUGCAUGUUCCGGCUGAGAGUGAUGGAGAUAUGCUUGUAAGAGGCACGGCCGUUACCGUCGAGCUUCUCAGAGCCAUCGCCGACGACUUCGCAAAGCUUCAAGCUGAGUAGUCUAAACAAUAACACGGGCCUUGAACUUCACCAAGCAGUGCUCUAUGGGAGAGUUGGCCUGGUAUUGAGACUAAACACAUAUGUCUACACGUUGCUAUGCAUCUUGCAUCUGAUUCAAAGCAUUUGGUCUACCAUAAAUUAGCAUAUAGUCACGACAGCCGUAGCAGG
Molecule: messenger RNA, 1144 nt
Organism: Cercospora beticola
Lineage: Eukaryota; Fungi; Ascomycota; Dothideomycetes; Mycosphaerellales; Mycosphaerellaceae
Source: RefSeq, a predicted model, not a curated record